AGCUGAGAGACUUUAAAAUGGGACUCUCAGAGCAGGUAAAGGUUGGACAUGCCACACUUGCUGUAGAAGCCUGAGUCCAGUGUAGGUGGUCAUUUCAAAGGAAGGAUUUAUCGACAGUGAUUGCAGACAUUCCCAUCACAACUACUGUUCAAUCAUGGACCAAACUCAGCAUUCAAGCAAAGCUGCAGAGGCCCAAGCUUCAAAACCAGAGAAGACAAGGCUCUGCGAUGGAUUCAGGAUAUUUUUGGCAGCCCUCUCAUUCAGCUACAUAUGCAAAGGACUAGGUGGAGUCACUAUGAAAAGUUCCAUCACUCAGAUAGAAAGAAGAUUUGACAUACCAUCUUCCAUUUCUGGUUUGAUUGAUGGAGGCUUUGAAAUUGGGAAUUUAUUAGUUAUUGUAUUUGUGAGUUACUUUGGAUCCAAACUACACAGACCAAAGCUGAUUGGAACUGGUUGUUUCAUCAUGGGCAUUGGGAGUAUUCUGACUGCGUUGCCACAUUUCUUCAUGGGAUAUUACAGGUAUGCAACAGAAAAUGCCAUUGACUCUCUAGGCAACUCCACGUUGACCUGUUUAAUCAAUCAAAAGACAUCACUCAAUGGAACCACACCUGAGAUAGUGGAGAAAGGUUGUGUAAAGGGGUCCAGGUCAUAUAUGUGGAUUUAUGUCUUGAUCGGGAACAUGCUUCGUGGGAUAGGGGAAACACCAAUAGUACCUCUGGGAGUUUCUUACAUUGAUGACUUUGCAAAAGAAGGACAUUCUUCUAUGUACUUAGGUACUCUGCAUACUAUAGCAAUGAUUGGACCAAUCCUUGGCUUCAUCAUGUCAUCAAUGUUUGCUAAACUAUAUGUAGACAUUGGAUAUGUAGACCUGAGCAGUAUCCGAAUAACUCCUCAGGAUGCUCGUUGGGUUGGUGCCUGGUGGCUCAGCUUCAUUGUGAAUGGACUAUUAUGCAUUAUUUCUUCCAUACCCUUCUUUUUCCUACCCAAAAUUCCGAAGAGAUCACAGAAGGAAAUGAAAUAUUCAGCAUCUCUUAAUGUACUCAAAACAGAUGAAGAAAAGAAUCACAUGACUAAUUUAACAAAGCAAGAGAAACAAGCUCCUGCCAACAUGACUGGUGGACACCUGGAUAAAACAGAAAAAAAUCCCCAGAAAGGCUUCCUACAGUCUCUGAAAAUCAUCCUUACCAACGACAUAUAUGUUAUAUUCGUGAUACUGACAUUUCUGCAAAUCAGCAGCUUCAUUGGCUCCUUUACUUACGUGUUCAAGUUUAUAGAGCAGCAGUUCGGCCAGACAGCAUCCCAGGCCAACUUUAUGUUAGGAAUUAUAACCUUACCUACUAUGGCAACUGGAAUGUUUUUAGGAGGAUAUAUUAUUAAAAAAUUCAAAUUGACCCUGGCUGGAAUCACCAAGUUUGCAUUUUUCACUUCCUCAGUGGCCUAUGCAUUUAAUCUGUUGUAUUUUCCUCUAAUCUGUGAAAACAAGUCAUUUGCUGGCCUAACCUUGACCUAUGAUGGAAUGAACCCAGUGGACUCUCACAUAGAUGUACCACUUUCUCAUUGCAACUCAGACUGCAGUUGUGAUAAAAAUCAAUGGGAACCCGUCUGUGGGGAAAAUGGAGUGACUUACAUUUCACCUUGUCUGGCGGGAUGCAAGUCAUUUCGUGGUGAUAAGAACCUGAAUAAUAUGGAAUUUUAUGACUGCAGUUGUAUCAACGACUCUGGUUUCUUGCAUGGAAACCACUCAGCACAUUUGGGUGAAUGCCCAAGAGACAAAUGCAAAACCAAGUACCACUUUUAUAUAAUUUUUCAAGUAAUUUUGUCUUUUUUCACUGCAAUGGGAAGCACUUCUUUUAUGUUGAUUCUGAUGAAGUGUGUCCAACCUGAAUUGAAAUCACUUGCAAUGGGUUUCCAUUCACUGGUUAUACGAACACUAGGAGGAAUUCUAGCUCCAAUCUAUUAUGGAGCAUUGAUUGACAGAACGUGUAUUAAGUGGUCUGUUACCAGCUGUGGAGCACAUGGGGCGUGUAGGCUAUAUAACUCCAGACUAUUUGGAAUUAUCUACUUGGGCUUAAACACAUCUUUAAAAACUCCAGCACUUUUUUUAUAUGUUGUAUUAAUUUAUGUUAUGAAGAAAAAAUCCAAAACAAAUGAUAACAAUAUAUUGCAAAAUGGAAGAAAAGUCACAGAUGAAAACAAUCCAGGAUCUGGAAAUAAAAAUGGAUACUAUUGUGUACCUUCUGAUGAACAAAACAGUGAAACACCUCUUUAAAGAAAGAGAAAGACACAUCUGUUGCUGUGUUCUCAAACACCAACCUGGUCCUUUCACUGAAGAUUUUCACACUUUACAUAUGAUGGAUAAUCAAAAAUUCUAUGCAUUUACAACAAAACAAGCUACAAAUCAAAAGAAACAAGAGCAUCCUUGUUAGAGUAUAGCUGUGCAUUUGAAGCUAGAUUGGAAUAUAUAUCAUCUGUAAAAAAUUACUGAAUGAAAGUUGGUUACUUUACAAUAGAACAACUUAUAUUCACUUAAGCAUUUAUUACUCAAUAGAAUAAGAAGGAGGCUAGGGUGGACAAAAGGGAAAAGAAACAUGAAAAAUUGGUUUCUUUAAAAUAACAUCUUCAAAAAUCAAAAUUUCCAUGGUGCUAUUCAUGCUUGAAGUUUCUAUGAUGGAUGGCUUCAUGAUGUGGCAUCUUCUGGUAUCCAUUUUUUGUCUUAUAUUCUGCAUAAUUAUUAAUUUAAAAUUGUGUUUAAUGACACAUACAUCUUCUUUGCGCAUACUGUACAAAACAUUGAGAAUACAACAGAACAAUUUAGGAAAUUACAAGCUAUAAUUAUCAGAAAACAUACAUUAGAAUGCAUUUUAACAGCUAUGCAAAUAAAUUGGAAAACCCAUGUUGACUGAAGAAAGCUAAGACUACUCAAUAAAUAAGCCUUCACUCCACUUAUCAGUUCUCUGAGAUAAUUGUGUGGCAGAUAGUGGGUGUUAGAGGAUAUCAGCAUUCAACAUCACAACUGUUUUUGUUUUGGAUGUGAGAUAUAUAGAAAUACAUUAUAUAUGUAUAUAUAUAUAUAUAUAUAUAUAUAUAUAUAUAUAUAUAUGAAAUUAAUAUAGAGUGAAUGGGAGGAAAUAUCUUUGGAUAUUGUAUUUUCUAGUGAGAUCAGAUUUAGUAUAGUGGAUGGUAAAAGUUGAACUUUUUUAUUGUCACAUGUUAAACUAUUUUGUUUCCAUUAAAAUAGCCUAUUAAAAUACUUAUCUGUUGCUAUAAUAAAAUACCCUGCCAAAAAAAGUAA
This is a messenger RNA of Grammomys surdaster, 3292 nucleotides long. RefSeq names its product solute carrier organic anion transporter family member 1B2-like. Bases 155 to 2269 code for a protein of 704 amino acids. Gene Ontology annotation, biological process: sodium-independent organic anion transport; transmembrane transport. Lineage: Eukaryota; Metazoa; Chordata; Mammalia; Rodentia; Muridae. The record is from RefSeq and is a predicted model, not a curated record. The transcript has 16 exons. Gene Ontology annotation, cellular component: membrane. Gene Ontology annotation, molecular function: protein binding.